AUGGUUGAGACCUUGGGCUGGACUCCGGCUCCCGAUUCGCGAGGAACACUCAAUAUCCUGUGGACCUGCCUUGCAACGAUGGCGUUAUGCGUGUGGACGGCUGUUCAUCGCAAUAUCCCGCUUGUUUAUAGCUUCUGGACGUCUGUCUUGGAGCGCUUGAGGCUUAUGUUUCUUGCAAUAAUCUUCCCUGAAUUCAUUCUUACAAGUGCCUGGGAUGAGCGACGACAGGCUAAUGCUCUUUUCUUGGAGGUCAAAACAUUGCUUGGGCAUUCGACCAGUGACGUGACUAGCCCAGUACACAGAAGAGCCGCGGACGGCGACGAUUUGACCCUCCUGGUUCAGGCCACAGGCCCAGAUCACCCUCUGCACACGAGAUUCAGCUCCGAAUUCCGUGACGAACACCGAGAACUGCCACCAUGGUCCUUCGAGCACGCGAUCUUUGGCGUCAUGGGCGGGUUUGCGACAGAGACCCAACAGAUUGACGAAGCUGGCCAGAAACAUGUCCUCCGCCGCAUCCUCACACCGCAGGCUAUCUCAAUCCUCGCUAAAGCCGGACGCCUGCCCAUAAUCGAAAGCCAGGAGAUAGAAGAGAGGAGCAAGGCAGAUGUUUUCGCCAAAGCCGUCGUCGUCGGGCAGUGUCUCUGGCUUACCCUUCAGGUCACAGGACGGUUAUUCCAAUGUUUAUCUGUGACGCCGCUGGAGACACACACCGCAAUUCAUGUGGGCUGCGCAAUAAUUAUCUACAUAGUAUGGAUGCGGAAGCCAUACAACCUGUCGCAUUGUGUUGUUGUGAGAGGAACCAACAUUGACUACAUCGGAGCGCUCUUCAACUUCCACGAUAUCAGUCACAAGGUAUACCUUGAAGAGGUGCAGAAAUACGAAAAGGAUCGAAUCGCAUACUGGAAGAAACGCUUCAUCGACUCGACUCGGGGGACGUCGACUUUAGGCCACCACCUGCGCGCCCAAUCCCGAAGUCUAUAA
Aspergillus calidoustus is the source of this 981-nucleotide messenger RNA. The record is from the annotation of a GenBank genome assembly. Lineage: Eukaryota; Fungi; Ascomycota; Eurotiomycetes; Eurotiales; Aspergillaceae.